This is a messenger RNA of Suillus paluster, 1479 nucleotides long. RefSeq lists its product as uncharacterized. Lineage: Eukaryota; Fungi; Basidiomycota; Agaricomycetes; Boletales; Suillaceae. The coding region runs from base 1 to 1479 and encodes 492 amino acids. The record is from RefSeq and is a predicted model, not a curated record. The transcript has 6 exons.
AUGAAACGCAGUGGUGAACUUGUGAAAUAUGGUCUAGCCGCAGUCAAUAGACUGCUUGGAGUCUGUGGCGCUGACCAGGCUAUUGGACACAAUAUUGCAUGCUCCUCUCGCAAAAACAUUGCCACAAGCUCUAUCAGCGCCAAGGCAGCUGAGCUAAAUUUACAGGUUGUCAUAAAUGCCUUCCACGGCUUUUCUCACGACCGCCGCUGUCAGCUUCACAAUCACCCUUUGUAUCUGAAUGGCCUAGGCCUUGAAGACCUUGAAACUUGCAAAUGCAUCUUCGCUAGCUCAAACAGUGCUGCAGUCCUGAUUAGACAUGCAUCAUACUUCCAUUGGAUGCAAUUCCUUGACCUCCACUUUGAUCAGUGGGACAUGGACAGGUACACUGACCUUAGUGUGUUUCUGUAUAAUAAUUAUGUUCAAGCUCUCCAAAUCAUCAAGACGAACAUGCCUGUGCUUGAGGAGUUCAAGCGGCUCCAUAAUCUUAUGGACACAGACUUCAUAAACUGGCGAAAUGAGGAGUAUGGUUACCUCAGCAAAGUUGCUGUGGAACCUACUUCAGAUGCAAUUGCGAUGGCUUACGUUGAACAGCUCGAGAAGCUUGACUAUGCGGAAGCAAUGUACGGUCGUCUCACUUCUGUCCCCUUUCUGACGUACACUCCCGCCAAUUUUACUCGCACCUCUGGCCUCAAUGCCACUACUCGCAACAGUUCUAGGGCAUUUGAAUCCGAACAUGCAUCUGUGCUAUGCAAAUAUGAGCUGCAAUUGAAUGUUGUUGAAGACUUUGAGUGCCGUCACAGUAUUAUGGAGUGGUGGCUACCGCAUGACCCAAAAUAUGUGCAAGCAGCCAGAUAUUCUCAGGAACGUCAAUUCAUUCGUUUGGUUGAGGAGUUAGAGGGUUUGGUUGUUCAGCGUCUUUUUGAGUUAUCGAAGGCCAAUCUUGCUGGUACCGGUGGGCACUUACUAGAUCUUAAGAUAACCUUGGAGAAGUACAACAGACUUGCACCCUUACAAAAUCCACCAUGUCCUGUGCUCGACUACUCCAAAAUUGUUGGAUAUGCAUCUCUUGGUGAAUUCUCACUUCUGAAACACUUGCGCCACGAUAUCCUCACGAAACCAUGGACUGUAUCCACUAAUCAUGAGAUGGCUGUGAAGUAUUUCAAGUUGGUGCGAUCACAUGAAGAGAUUGUACAGCUCAAUGUCGAGAUCAAGCACCUACAGAGUUGGGUUGAGCAUGAGGACAGGACCAUCUUGGAAGCCAUUGAUUCACUCCUUGCUAAUAACCCAGAUUCUUUACUUGUAGCAGAGCUGAAGACGUUGUAUGCCAAGUGCCAUGGUGAACGUCCCGCUACAGACCAAACAAUCAUGGCACCCAAUGAAGAUGGAGAUGACAAGGGUAAUCUGGACAAUCAUGAAGAUGAUGCUGUGAACGAGGAGGCAAUAAGGCUUGAAGAUUUGGUGUCGCAUCUCACUUUGUAA